This is a messenger RNA of Phyllotreta striolata, 1473 nucleotides long. The record is from the annotation of a GenBank genome assembly. Lineage: Eukaryota; Metazoa; Arthropoda; Insecta; Coleoptera; Chrysomelidae.
AUGGAAGAAGCGAAAAAAAUUGAAGCCCUACAAGAAGUGAAAUACAUCCCGAACGACAACCCUGCCGUGCAAAAACUCCGACCUACAACCGAUCGAAAACACGACACCUUCUUCUUGUACCUCUCGGUGUUGUUGACACAAUUACCUAUAGUUGUAUCGGGAGCUUCAACAGUAUGGACAUCUCCCGCUUUGGUGAAACUAAAAUCGAACGACAGCGAGAUAAAUCCACUAGGAAGACCCAUCACCACAGUGGAAAUAUCGAUAAUCUCCGGACUCCCCGUGAUAUUCGGCCUGGCAGGCAGCAUGCUAUUACCCAAACUCUCCGACAUCAUCGGCAGAAAGAAACACCUCCUCACCAUGGGCUUCUUCGCGCUCGCCUCGGGAAUAGCCCUGGCCUUCAGCAACAGCGUCAUCUACAUCGUCAUCUCCAGGUGCCUGCUGGGCACCGCCCUCAACGGCUGCUACUCGGUGGUGCCCAUCUUCGUGGCGGAAAUCUGCGAGAACCACAACCGCGCCAAGUUCGGCUGCUUCCUGGGGCUGGCCCACCAAAUCGGCCAUCUGUUCGCCUUCCUCGUGGGCCCCGUCUUCACCCUCAGACACUUCACUCUCAUCAUAACCUCCCCCGCUUUGGUCUACGUGCUGCUCUUCUUCGUGGUGCCCGAGAGCCCGGUUUACUUGCUCGACCGCGGGCGCGAGAUGGAGUGCAGGGAGGCGUUGAGGAAAUUGAGGAACAACAAAACCGACGAAGAGAUUGAUGGCGAUUUGGAGAUGAUUAGAGAGGAUUUGAAAGCUACAGCUUCGUCUAAGAGAGCUACAAUAAUGGAUAUAUUUAGAAUGAGGGAGAAUAGAGUUGCGCUGAUGCUGGCGUUGUUGCCGUUGAUGAUACAGCAUUUCUCCGGAGUGACCAUCAUAAUGGGAUUCCUAGCUCCGUUUUUCAACGCAGCCGGUACCAGUUUAUCCGGAAACACCGUAGCUAUUAUCGUAGCAACAAUCAAAACUACAUCUUACCUAUUCACUUCAUUCGUAGUGGAACGAUUCGGCAGGAGAAGAAUGUUGUUAAUAUCUUCGACUUGUACUGGUGUACCACUAUUCGCUCUAGGAUUGUACUUCUACUUGCAACACGUCCAUUCGCCGGUGCUGCAGCACCUCCAGUGGCUCCCUCUGGUCGGGAUCAUAGCGAACGUGGUGUUCUACGCCAUGGGCAUCGGGCCGAUACCGAUGGCUCUAACCAGCGAGCUGUUUCCGUUAGAGCUGAGAGCGGCGUCGUCUUGCGUGCUGAGCGGGGUGGUGAACUUGGUGGUGUUCGCUCUGAUCUCGGCGUUUCCGUUGGUUUCUGAGUCGCUGGGGAUGCACUGGUGCGUGUGGAUGUUCAGCGGGAGCUGCUUCGCGGGGGCCCUGUUGAUUUAUUUGUUUCUGCCGGAGACCAAGGGGAAGAGUUUCGCUGAGAUACGGCGGAUGUUGGAGGAGUUUUAG